Messenger RNA from Carcharodon carcharias (great white shark), 600 nucleotides. RefSeq names its product putative defense protein Hdd11. Gene Ontology annotation, molecular function: oxidoreductase activity, acting on metal ions. The record is from RefSeq and is a predicted model, not a curated record. Bases 1 to 600 code for a protein of 199 amino acids. Lineage: Eukaryota; Metazoa; Chordata; Chondrichthyes; Lamniformes; Lamnidae. The transcript has 5 exons.
AUGGUCUCUAGGAACUUACUUUCUGUGUGUUGCAUUGUGCUUUUGAACAUUCCCAGUUUAAGCAGAGGCUUCCCUUAUGGUGCUCCUUCAUCUGUUUGCGAAAGCAUGAUGCCCAGACACUCUGGAGUUGUGCCACAGUCUAACACUGCGCCUUACACCAUUGAUACUGGAGCAAGCACCUACCAACCCGGAAUGCCAAUACAAGUUCAAAUAUUGGGGCUGCAAUAUCAUGGCUUCAUAUUGGAAGCUCGUAAGGAUAGAAGCACCACUCCACUGGGAUCCUGGCAAGACCCACCUGAAAACACCAAAUUGUUACAGUGCUUUGGAAACCUAGGAGCUGCAGUUACUCACUCAAACAUGGCGUCCAAGAAUAAUUCCACCACAUUUGUGUGGAUCCCUCCUGAGUCAGCCUGUCCUGAUGCUGUUAAAUUCAUGGCAACUGUGGCUCAAUCUCGUGAAAUUUACUGGCUUGAUGUCCAAUCACAACCUUUGACCAAAGCUGCAGGAAUUGCAUGUUGUGCUACGAAGAUCGCCUAUGGAAUCAGCAUCAUCACUGCACUGUUUUUAUGUUCCUUUCUGAUCACCGGAUACGAUAAUUAA